Messenger RNA from Fusarium venenatum, 2010 nucleotides. RefSeq lists its product as uncharacterized. Gene Ontology annotation, cellular component: mitochondrial intermembrane space. The record is from RefSeq and is a predicted model, not a curated record. Gene Ontology annotation, biological process: peptide metabolic process; proteolysis. NCBI's taxonomy places the organism in Eukaryota, Fungi, Ascomycota, Sordariomycetes, Hypocreales, Nectriaceae. Gene Ontology annotation, molecular function: metalloendopeptidase activity.
AUGAGCUCUCGACCAGCCGUCCCUCCCCCUCCAUCCUUCGACAAUCUCACGCCUGAUGGGGUACUGGCCGAGACCGAAGAUAUACUCGACUCCACUUUAGCUCUGCAUGACACUCUAGCCGCUACAUUCACACCCGAAACCGCAGAUUUUCCCGGUGUAAUCCGACCUAUUGUGGACUAUACCAACCACGCAACAUGCCGCUUACGCAUUUUGACGACCCUACUGGGCCAGUUGUCACCAGACCGGGAACUCCGGCAUGCCGCCCAACAGGCCGAAACCCGUGCCGCUGCAGCUCAAACCAACAUUCUCAUGCGUAGUGACAUUGCAUCCCUGGUUGCAGCGGUAUACGAGAAAGAAAAGAUCACGCCGGGUGGGAACCUUGAUGAGCAAGAUCGCCAUUUGCUUGCUCAUAUGCACAGCGAGUACGUGCGUUCUGGGGCAUGUCUACCAAAUGAUGAGAAGCGGGAAGAAUUGCGCGUUUCGCUCGACAAGAUCAAUGAUCUGCGAUGCGCAGCACAAGCCGCCUUCACGGAAGAAGAGGACGGCAUCUGGUUUCAACGCUCAGACUUGGCGGGCGUCCCGGAAGACACACUUGCAUCAAUGACUCAAGAGGGAUCUCGGAUCCAGGUAACAUGCCGCAAUGACCAUGUGACGGCUGUGAUGCGACAUGCAGUCAGUAGCGAGACACGUCGGCAGUUUGCACUCGCUCAGCAAAAUCGUCUUCCCGACAAUGUAGCGCGCUUAGCCAAGUUAGUCGCUUUACGCGAUCGUGUUGCACGGCUCUUGGGGUUUGAACAUCACGCAGCUCUUAAAAUUACGGGCAAGAUGGCACCGAGCGUUGCUUACGUUGAGACUCAGUUGACUGACCUUCACAAAAGGCUAAAGCCACUUGCAAAAGCUGAAGCUAACAUAUUGCUUCAUCUCAAAGAGAUUGAAACUGGUGCUGGGGAGCUAUAUUCGUGGGACAGGGCGUAUUAUCUUCACAAGCAAAACCGGGAGAAUUUCUCCGUGGACCACGCCCUUUUAGCUGAGUACUUUGAAGCCAAUCAUACGCUUCAAGGGAUGCUCAAUGUGCUUAAUGAGCUUUUCGGUAUCAAGUUUGUGCGCAUCAAGACCUCAGUAUGGCACGAUAGUGUCAUGGCAUAUGAAGCCUGGGAUAUGCUCGAUGAAGGAGGCAAUUUCCUGGGACAUUUGUACGUGGAUAUAUUUGACAGAAGGGGGAAAUAUCGUGGCGCGCAUCACGUUAUGAUUCAACCGGGCUUCACUGUAGCGAACGGUGAAAAACACUACCCGGCUUCAGCGUUGGUGUGUAGUUUCCCCAACCCAACGCCUUCUCGCCCAUCCCUACUUCAGCAUAGUGAGGUAAAAACCAUGUUUCAUGAGCUUGGACAUGCUAUCCACAACAUUGUUGCCAGAACCAAGUAUUCCAUCCCUCAUUCGCGAGACUUCAUAGAGAUUCCGAGCAUCAUGUUGGAGAACUGGAUCUGGCUCCCCGAUAUACUCGUUCGACUGGGUCGUCACUAUGAGAGUUACCAGGCCCUACCACGCGACCUAGCAGAAGGGAUCGCACGCACAAGAAACGCAAACAGGGCUAGCAACAUCCUGGCUCAGGUUCAGCCAGCCUUAUUCGACCUUGCCAUCCAUACACCUCCAACUCAUGAAGCUGCACUGGAAAUGGACACGACCGCGAUUUGGAACAGUACAAAGAGAGACAUACUACCGUAUAGCUCUGGUCCAAACCCGCAAGAUUUGGGGGCUGGACAGGCGCGAUUCGCGCACAUGUUUCGCAAGAACGACGGUAGUUACUUUGCUUAUCCCUUAUCUAUGGUCUAUGCAGCAGACAUGUUCGCAUACGCAUUUGCACGAGACCCGAUGGAUCCGGAAGCUGGGAGACGGUAUAGGCAUCAGUUGCUAGAGCCAGGGUCGAGUCGUCCAGAGAUGGAGAUAUUGAAAGAAUUCCUGGGACGAGAGCCGAUUAGUAAGACGAUUUUGGACGAGCUUAGCCAAUAG